AGUGUGCUCGUGGUGCAGCGCCAGCGGGGGCCAGGAGGGGGAGCUGCAACCCAGGCUGUGGGCUGCAGCCUCUCAGGGCUUCUGGUGAAUUCUGGGCCUGAGGCCUCAGGGUAGGGCACCAGGGGCCCAGGGACUGGGGUGGGGGGCCCAGGAUGCAGGGGUCUGCCCCUGGCCAGGCUCUGCCUUCAGAGGAGGCUGAGCGUCGUCACACGGGCUGGGCCAAGGCCCUGGGCCCUGACCGUGCAGCCUAAGACAGGACUGUGGCUUUAAGACCCUCCUGACCCCUGACCUCUGCCCCCAGUGGCCCUGGCCCCUGGGCAGCCCUUCCUGGCCGCCAUGUGUACCCAGAGCCUGGGACUGGCUGGGCUGGGCAGUGACCCGGGUGGGAAAGGGUGGUCUUGCCCUCUAAGGCCUGGCACAAGUGAGAGGCCUGGGGGUCCAUGUUGGGCUGGGCUGGGCGAGGGGUGGUCUCUGACUUCCUGGGGGUUCUGGCUGGGAUGGGCAGGGGGCUGGGUGGGAGAGUGUGGGCCCUGCCCUCCGAGGCCGGGCAUGGGCGAGAAGCCUGGGGGUCCUGGCUGAACUGGGCUGGGUGAAGGGGGGCCCCUGACCCCCUUGGGGUCCGGGCUGGGCUGGGCGAGGGGCGGUCUCCGACCCCCAGCCAGGUUCCCAGGCAGGAUGAGCUGGGGUUGGGGUGGCUAGGCCGUGGGCCUUGGGAGCUGGGCAGUCUGGGCUGGGCUGGGCUAGGCAGGGCGCCACAUGGAAGCUGGAGGAGCAACGGGAGCGCUGGGUGUGGGGUGCAAAUUGCCCAGUGCCUUCUGUUUCCCAGGCAGCUCUGUGGCCAUGGAUAUGUUCCAGAAGGUAGAGAAGAUCGGAGAGGGCACCUAUGGGGUGGUGUACAAGGCCAAGAACAGGGAGACAGGGCAGCUGGUGGCCCUGAAGAAGAUCAGACUGGAUUUGGAGAUGGAGGGGGUCCCAAGCACUGCCAUCAGGGAGAUCUCGCUGCUCAAGGAACUGAAGCACCCCAACAUCGUCCGACUGCUGGACGUGGUGCACAACGAGAGGAAGCUCUAUCUGGUGUUUGAGUUCCUCAGCCAGGACCUGAAGAAGUACAUGGACUCCACCCCAGGCUCAGAGCUCCCCCUGCACCUCAUCAAGAGCUACCUCUUCCAGCUGCUGCAGGGGGUGAGUUUCUGCCACUCACAUCGGGUCAUCCACCGAGACCUGAAGCCCCAGAACCUGCUCAUCAAUGAGUUGGGUGCCAUCAAGCUGGCUGACUUCGGCCUGGCUCGCGCCUUUGGGGUGCCCCUGCGCACCUACACCCAUGAGGUGGUGACACUGUGGUAUCGCGCCCCCGAGAUUCUCUUGGGCAGCAAGUUCUAUACCACAGCUGUGGAUAUCUGGAGCAUUGGUUGCAUCUUUGCAGAGAUGGUGACUCGAAAAGCCCUGUUUCCUGGUGACUCUGAGAUUGACCAGCUCUUUCGUAUCUUUCGUAUGCUGGGGACACCCAGCGAAGACACAUGGCCCGGGGUCACCCAGCUGCCUGACUAUAAGGGCAGCUUCCCUAAGUGGACCAGGAAGGGACUGGAAGAGAUUGUGCCCAAUCUGGAGCCAGAGGGCAGGGACCUGCUCAUGCAACUCCUGCAGUAUGACCCCAGCCAGCGGAUCACAGCCAAGACUGCCCUGGCCCACCCGUACUUCUCAUCCCCUGAGCCCUCCCCAGCUGCCCGCCAGUAUGUGCUGCAGCGAUUCCACCAUUGAGAAUGUCAAGGCCACACUCAGAUCCUUUCUCGAGCAGCUGCUGCCCCAGCUGCCUCCUACCCAUUGCCAAGAGAGGAUGCAUCGGGGGAGAGCAAAGCACUAAGGAAUUUAGCAUCAGCCUGCAGAGGGCUGAGUCUGGGUUAGUCCUGCCCGCAGGUUAGCGAGAUCCUGUGUUGUUUUUUUGGGUUGGAUGGUGCCGUUUCAAAAUAGAGGCAUAGAUGCUCCAUGCACGAGGGGUCCCCGGGCACUGGAACAAGUGCCAAGUUGAAGGCAGGGGGCCUGCCAGAGCUGGGUGUGGGUAUUCAGGCCCUCACCUGCCCCGCCUGCAGGGCCAGACCCUGAGGAAAGGGCGCCCCCUGCUGGUCUUUUUGGAUUUAAAAUGUUUGGGGAAGAGUUGAGUUCCAGUUCAGAGUCCCAAGUUAAACAGGAGGGAGUGAGGGAGAGGACAGAGGGCGUUCCCCGGAUCCCAGGAGAGCUGGGCUAUGACUGCAAUAAGGAGUUGUUCCUUCACCUGAGAUGUGCUUCUUUUGGUUCAUUUCUGGCUUGACAACAAGAAAUAAACGUGGUAUGUUCCUGA
This is a messenger RNA of Pan troglodytes (chimpanzee), 2335 nucleotides long. RefSeq names its product cyclin dependent kinase 3 (gene CDK3). Gene Ontology annotation, cellular component: nucleus; cyclin-dependent protein kinase holoenzyme complex; cytoplasm. Gene Ontology annotation, biological process: signal transduction; G1/S transition of mitotic cell cycle; regulation of gene expression. Gene Ontology annotation, molecular function: cyclin-dependent protein serine/threonine kinase activity; ATP binding; cyclin binding. The transcript is spliced from 7 exons. NCBI's taxonomy places the organism in Eukaryota, Metazoa, Chordata, Mammalia, Primates, Hominidae. Bases 757 to 1758 code for a protein of 333 amino acids. The record is from RefSeq and is a predicted model, not a curated record.